AAGAAGACAACAUCUGGACCGAAAAGGGAACAAUGUCGGAUAACACGAGGACCCCGAAGUACCUCUCCUCCUUCUGCUGCGCACUGGGAGACAAAUAAGAGGUGUUCCGUGAAACUCCUCCGGGUAUUUUCGCCGGGGAAGCGCGUAGCAGAGCAGAAGCUGUCACACAAGUCUCCACCAUGGAUCAGUCCGUCGCAAUUCAAGAGACUUUGGAAAGGGAAGAAAACUGCAUCAUUGCUGUCCAGUGUGACGUCUUCAUGGAUGACAUCACAGAGAGCAGACUGCUGGGAUUGGUGGAGUCUGCAAAAGAGCAUGCACUCUUUAUUUAUACCCAUCGAAGGAUGGCUAUCACUGCUGAUGACGUGUCACUGGAGGACAUCGUACCCAUCUCCCUUGACUUUGCUGUCGUGGAGGUUUCCUCACCAGAGGAACUUGCAGUUGUGGGUGCCGAUACCAAAGUGAGAUUAAGCUACCAGGAAGAGGAAUUAGAGCUCAGACUUCCUUUUGGGUCCCACUCGCGACUCUUCCUCAGCGAGGUCAACAGAGCGUGGAGUGAUGUUUGCAAGUCUACCACACAGACACCUAAGUUCGAGUGGAUCAGCAAGUACCACAGAGCCAACACAGGCCAGGGAGUUGUCAAACAGGCCCUCGCACCUCUCGGCACAACACUCACUAAACUCAACCAGCACCGGAAAACAGAGAAAUCAUCAGACAAAAAAGGAACUUCGGAAAAGGAGAAAGGGUCAAACAGUGGCACGCAGAGGUCCAAAGCACACUCCAGCCCAGAGAGUCUGGCCAUUCCCGGUCGAGAGGACCGGGAUGACCUGGUGCGCUCCUCCAGCCAUACCCCGUCCAACAAAGCCCAGAUACUGGCCAUGCCGCAGUUUGUCCUGCGUGACAACCUCAUCAAGUGUGAGCUGCGGAAGAAUGAGGACCUUUACACUUAUCUGGAGGAUUUCAGCUUUUUCCUCGGCACAUACAAUGUGAACGGACAGACACCAAAGGAAAGCCUCCGUCCUUGGUUGAGCUGCACCCUCAACCCUCCUGACAUGUACUGCGUGGGUUUUCAGGAGCUCGACCUCAGCAAAGAAGCUUUCUUCUUCAAUGACACCCCCAAAGAGUUGGAGUGGACGAAAGCAGUGUCUGAGGCCUUGCAUCCAGAUGCCAAGUAUGCCUUAGUGAAGUUGGUGCGUCUGGUUGGCAUCAUGCUGAUCUUCUAUGUGAAAAGUGAGCAUGCAGAGUUCAUCUCUGAUGUGGAGGCUGAGACUGUGGGCACUGGCAUCAUGGGAAGGAUGGGCAAUAAGGGUGCUGUGGCGAUCCGUUUUCGCUUCCACAACUCUGAUAUCUGUGUGGUCAACUCUCAUCUAGCUGCUCACAUUGAAGAAUACGAGAGACGCAAUCAGGACUACAAGGACAUUUGCAGUCGUCUCCAGUUUCGCCAGCUUGAUCCUACCCAGCCUCCACUCACUAUUAUGAAGCAUGAUGUGAUUUUAUGGAUUGGGGACCUUAACUACAGGAUCAGUGAACUUGACGUCUCUAACGUGAAGGAGCUCAUCAGCAAGAAGGACUUUGAAACGUUGCACAGUUAUGAUCAGCUCAAGAGGCAGAUCGAUGAGGAGGCCGUGUUUGUUGGCUUUGCGGAGGGAGACAUUGAUUUCCAGCCCACCUACAAAUAUGACACCGGCUCUGACAAGUGGGAUACAAGUGAAAAAUGUCGUGUGCCUGCAUGGUGUGACCGUAUCCUGUGGAGAGGGAAGAACAUCAUGCAACAGCAUUAUCAGAGUCACAUGGCUCUGAAGACCAGUGACCACAAGCCAGUCAGUUCCCUGCUUGUUGUUGGGAUCAAGAAAGUAAAUGCGGAGGCCUAUAAGAAGACCUUUGAAGAAAUUGUGCGCAACAUAGACAAAAUGGAGAAUGAGUGUAUUCCAUCUGUAACCUUAUCCAAGCGAGAGUUCUACUUCAAAGAUGUAAAAUACAUGCAGCACCAGGCAGAGACGUUGAGCCUCUUAAAUGAUGGGCAGGUCCCGUGUCAGUUUGAGUUUAUCCAGAAGCCUAAUGAGCCGACAUACUGCAAGCCCUGGCUCACAGCCAACCCCCCGAAAGGCUUUAUCGCUCAGGGUGGCUCCGUGGACAUUGAGCUUGAGAUUUUUGUAAACCGCUCAACAGCUCCUGAACUUAACUCUGGCAAGGAGGAGAUCGAAGACAUCCUGGUGCUCCACCUGGAGCGCGGCAAGGAUUACUUCAUCUCUGUGACAGGAAACUACCUGCCCAGCUGCUACGGCUCCUCCAUCCAUUCACUGUGUCAGCUGAGGGAGCCCAUCCAGGACAUGCCGCAAGAGACCCUCCGUCAAGUGGCGGAGAUGUCUGUGGACGAGAAUGCAGCAAACACUGAAAAGCCUCUAGACAUUCCUAAAGAGCUCUGGAUGAUGGUGGAUCACUUGUUUCGCAAUGCACUCAAACAAGAAGACAUAUUUCAGCAACCAGGGCUCCGGAGUGAAUUUGCAGAAAUAAGGGAUUGUCUUGACACUGGCAUUCCAGAUUCUCUUCCGGGCAGUAACCACUCAGUGGCAGAGGCCUUGCUGCUCUUCCUAGAUGCCCUCCCAGAGCCUGUGGUCCCCUACUCCUUUUACCAGCAGUGCCUAGAAAGCUGCUCUAAUGCCAGUCAGUGUGAGAAAGUCAUUUCCAUACUACCUCAGUGCCAUAAAAAUGUGUUCAACUAUUUAGCUGCCUUUCUCCGUGAGCUGUUGAAGAAUUCUGCUAGCAAUCGAUUAGAUGUCAACAUCUUGGCCACCAUUUUUGCCUCGUUGCUCUUGAGAUCACCUGCGAAACAGGAUCUUGCAGAAAAGAGGAAGACUCAGGAGUUUUUCCAGCACUUCCUGACCCACAGCUCCUCCUAGAUGGAGGACUUCUCCGUCUUGUUCUUCAUGCUGAAGUGGAACACUAAAAACUGUACAGUCCAGUAUUUGAAAUAAAAUGUAUUGAUUUCUUAUAUUCUUAGAUGGCUCUUUGUAUAGAUAUAUAGUAUAAUAACUGUAAGUGACAGUUCUAAUAAUAAUAGUUUGUUUCACACACGAUAAUGUUUGAGAUCUGUUGAUGCACAGAGUUUAUUAUAUAUGGUUAAGCAUCUGUAGAGACCUAACAAUUUGUAAUGUAUGAAUAUUUUAUUUAAAAAAAGAUCAUUUGUAUUUUAAUGUUUUUGAUCUCAACAGCAACGUAUUGUUUUUAUAUAUAAAACUGCUGGAAACAAGGUGUGUGUAAGUGAUGAUUUUUGCCAGUCACAAGCAAAGAAAUUAAAAUUAAAUGAAUAUGUUUUUCAUUA
Molecule: messenger RNA, 3319 nt
Organism: Plectropomus leopardus (leopard coralgrouper)
Lineage: Eukaryota; Metazoa; Chordata; Actinopteri; Perciformes; Serranidae
Gene: inpp5b
Product: inositol polyphosphate-5-phosphatase B
Biological process (GO): signal transduction; phosphatidylinositol dephosphorylation
Cellular component (GO): cytosol; membrane
Molecular function (GO): phosphatidylinositol-4,5-bisphosphate 5-phosphatase activity; inositol-1,4,5-trisphosphate 5-phosphatase activity
Source: RefSeq, a predicted model, not a curated record